AUGGCUAGUAGUCUUCGUCAAACGAGUAAUGUAGUACACGUUCCCGACAACUGUGUUGCCAAUUUAAUGUACUAUUUGAAUUGUGUUCUUGAUCUGAUUGAUUAUAAUGAUAACAAUUUGUAUAAAUUUUGCGAUUACGAAAAUUAUGAUGAUCUAUCUGCACAAGAAUUACGUGUUCUCUGGGUCUUAUGUCUAACAUUAUCACCUGAUGAACUUAUUGAUAAAUGUAUGUUUCAAUCGAACGUUCUAUGUGGAACAUCGACGAAUCGAUUUUACGAAUUAUCACAAACGCAACAACUUCGUCUAAUGGUAUCAAGCACAAUAUUUAUUGGUGGACAAGCGAGACGUGUAAAAAAAUUUAUGGCCUACAGACAAGUAUGGAUGGUUAAUAAUUAUAUACAACCAAUGUUACAAUUACCAGGAGCCAUUCAACGACAGAUACAAUUUGAACAAGUAGCAGAAAAUAUAUCUCAAGCAUGUAUAAUUUCAUAA
Messenger RNA from Didymodactylos carnosus, 492 nucleotides. The record is from the annotation of a GenBank genome assembly. Lineage: Eukaryota; Metazoa; Rotifera; Eurotatoria; Philodinida; Philodinidae.